UAGCAACAGUGAGGCCCAGCAAACAGAAGCUUUAGGAGUCAGAUGUGACUGUGCUGCAGAGCAAAAGUGGCGAGUCCCAUUCAAUGACACAAACCAGCCCUCAGAAUGUGUUCCGUAAACCAUGAGGAGCCGGUUGCGUGGGAGAAGAGUACAACAACAUAAAUGCAGGUGUUCAUCAUCAGUAUCACCAUGAAAGACCUUGCUCUGUCACUCUUAAGUCGUGGAUACAGCCAAGAGGUCCAGACACAUGAUGGAGGUCCAUACAGGAGACUGGAAAUCUUUUUUGAACCUGAGGACUACUUUAACUGGAGAUCCCAGCCUCCUCUGCUUCGCUUAUCCAGCAGUGGACGACUGCUUGGUGGAGCGGAGCCCACACCCCCUAAAACCUACAGCACAAGGAGAGGUCUGCUCAUUCUUUACUCGGAAGACCUUGCGCUGUCAUCCUGCCAAACAAGCAAGCUCAACAGAAAAGGGAGAGCCUUGAGAAGUUCCAGAGAGGAAGCAGAGAUUCAGCUGCACACUCUUCAAGACCUCACUGAAGCCAUCUUAGCAUAUGGCAAAAAACAGCCUCAAGCCAAGGUGGGAUGCCACACCAGUGUUACCCAGCCUCUGCUGCCAGUUCUCAGAUGUGCCACUCUGCGCUUCUAUUCACAACACACGCCUGCAGAGGAGCAGGACCAUGUGAACCAGCUUACAGGCAGGGAUGAUGCCGCUGUCUGUUCAGGUCAGGGUAACUCGGUGAACACCAGACCAGGGCAGGAGAGAUAUCGGCCUCGAUUCCUCUGCUUCCCCCAACCACAGAAGCCUCCCUCCGGCCCUCUGCCACCCAUUACCCACAGCCUGGCACCCAGACACAGUGAGGACAGGCCUCAUCUGGCACCAGGUGGCACUGUGACUUCUAAGACAAAAGGCCCGGAGGACCAGACGACAAACAAGGAGAUAAAGACGACUUUCAGAACAGCAGUGAAGAGACAGAGAGUUCAGAUGAGCCCAAUAACUGAAGCAGAAAGCAGAGCUCGGGAAGAGCUGAGAGGAUGGACUGUAGAGCAGACGGUUACAGAGCAUUUGACUGGCUACCCAAAGGACGAAAGUGGUCAAUGGAAACAAAGUGCAAUAGAAACAGGCGGCGAGAAAGAAAGCUCCUCUUCAAAACCAGCGAAUAUCAACCCCUCGUUGGGAUGCAGUCACCUUUCUAGUGUCAGCAACUUCACAAGACACGUGGAGGCAGCCUGCCAGCGAAGCCCUGUGAAACAGAAAGCCACUGAUGCACACUUGAGGAAAACGAACACACAUCCAAAGCCCAGCUUCAACACCUUCCAUCUACCUCCCAUUAACCAGACUCUUCCCUCAGACUCAGACAGCAAGGAGCAUGAAGUAAAUUCUGGGGGCAACACUAGAGACAACCACAAGGAUUCAGUACCACAGCUGCCAGAUAUUCAUCACACUGACAGGAAGACAGAGACAACUGCUCCCAAACCACCAGAAAGAUGCGUCCUAAGGAACGUGCUUUUGCUUCUACCUUCACAAAUGAAUCAAGAUGAGACGUUCCCCCAAAAGUCGUAUGAUGGUCAUCAUGGUCUUCCUGAGGAUGAGAAAGAACGAGAGGAUGGUCUUCCUGAGAAGAAGGAUGUCCUGUCUGGAGGUGUGGAGCAGAAGGGCGAGUCGUUAAUGAGAGGUGGACAGAAAGAGCCUCCUGAACAUGGCUGCCUCCUUCAUCCUGCAGAGCACUAUAACCUCAUUUGGUUUGAACCUGUGGAGGACAAAGAGAAUCAGACCAUUCCAGGCCCACUACCCCCCUUUAUAGGUCGUAAGGGUCCUGGCAAACAGAGCUCUAUGGCUCUCUACAGACAAGACCCUGGCGAGACUGCAGACCAGACCGAGCCUCGAUCUGGCAUCAUCCGAGGAAGCCUUCCUCUGGAACUGAGAGAGUGUGAGAAGGGAGAGCACUGUGGAACCUUAAUAAUGGGUCCUGCCGGGGAAAUCAUACGCUUGUCUCUCUGGGAUGCCCUAACUGACACUGAGGACCACCCAGUUCUGGAUGAGGCUACUAGAGAACAUGUUCUCAGGGUUAUGACUUCCGAGGGAGUUGGGGAACAGCCUUGGGCGAUCCUGCUGAAGGAGCAGCAGAGUACAUAUACAGACAGAAUGAACAAAGGUGAACUGGAGGCUCCAGGCCGCAGACAGCAAGCGAACUCCAACCAAGAGGAGAGACCUACUGCUGAACAUACCGGAGCAGUGGAGAAUGCAGAGCGUUUUGACGCUGACGGAAAAAGAAUGGUUGAGGCCUGUGCAUCUGAACAAAGACCAGGAAAGCUGAAGCGUUCCAUAGAAACCCGACCUGCUCAUAGCAAAGGGGAAAACGCUGAACUAAAGAGCAGCGGAAGGACACAGGCUCUCCAGCCCGAGGGUGGAGACACACCUGGGUCAUCAAUACCAAACUCCACGUCUGCCAGCAGUCCUCAGAAAAAAGCCCUCUCCAUCUCCACAGCUGUGCAGGAAGCAGAGCUCCAAACCCAGACAAACAGAAAAAUAGAGACUGAUUUUGACAGUAAGACCCAGUCCAGGAAAGCAGGUGGAGGAGAUGAUGCAGAAAGCACCCAAAUAAGGAAAGUAAAGAAGAAAGAAGGAAAGCUUGAUCAGCAUGUAGAGAAGAAGACUGGACAAACAAAUGAAGACAGAGAGUCAGAAGACACUAUUUAUACUGCAGACCCAAGCCCUGGACCAACACCAAAGAAAAAGAAAACGACUAAGAAACCAGAGGAGACCACAAGUCAACCAAAGAAGACCUCUACCCAACCAAAGAAGACCUCAACUCAACCUAAAAAGUCAAGAGACUCCAGAAGUCAACCAAAAGACUACAGAAGUCAAACACCUGAGUCCAGAAGUCAAACACCUGAGUCCAGAAGUCAAACACCUGAGUCCAGAAGUCAAACCCCUGAGUCCAGAAGUCGAUCGAAGGAGUCCAGAAGUCGAUCGAAGGAGUCCAGAAGACGAUCGAAGGAGUCCAGGAGUCAAGCAAGAGAUCCCAAAAGUCAACCAAAGGAGUCUAGAAGUCAAUCAAAGGAGUAUAGAAGUCAACCAAACAAUACAAUAAAGAAAAAAAAGAAAACCAAAGGUCAAGCAGCAUUUGUUGUUGGUAAACCAAGAAAGGUUGAAAGAGAAGCAGAUAUACCUGGGAGACCUGAGAGAACAGCGCCCAGCAGAGAGGAGAACGAUCCAGAACACCAAGCUGAGCUUGACCGCUGCUGCAGUACUCAUGGACCUGCUGCAGACAUUGAUCAGGCCUCAGUGUACAGAGAUGAUCGUACAGCUGCAGGUUCCCUCAGGACUCUCAGUUCUGCUGCAGCCUCCAGCAGAUCUCACGGCUCUACUCUGGCCUCCAGCAGACCUCACAGCUCUGCAGCAGCCUCCAAUAGAACUCAUGGUUCUGCAGCCCCCAGCAGAACUUAUAGCCCUGCAGCGUAUUCCUACAGAACACACAGUCCUGCUGCAACCUCCACCAGAACACACAGCUCUUCAUCAUAUUCCUACAGAACACACAGCCCCACGGCAGCGUCCACCAGAACGCACAGUUCUACUGCCAUGUACUCAGCCAGAGAGAGACCUUGGAGAACCAAUAAAGCAACAAAAAUUAAAACCUGUACUCCAGCACCGCUCUCUCUUACCCAGAUGCCCUCCCAGUCUGCACACCACUCUCCAUCAAACCCUGCCAAGCCUGGGUCAAAUGGUCAUUCCAAAAGCCCUGAUGAAGCUGCAGUCCUGAGGGAGAUCCAAGCCGCAGCGAAGGCUGAAAAGGCUGAACGCCGCCGGCUGGAGACGGAGAGAAAGAGGAAGGAGAAAGAAGAGGAGCAGAGGAGGGAGGAGAAGCGAGAGGAGAGGGAGGAGAAGAUGAAGCUGGAGCUGGAGGAGGAGCAGAGGCAGAGAGCAGAACAGGCCAGGUUGAGGAAGCUCAAAGAAGAGGAGGAUAGACGGAGGCAGGAGGAGAGAGAGGUGGAGCGACAGAAAAGGGAGCGUGCUGAAAUGGAGCGAGAGAGGAGGAGGCAGGAGGAGAAGAGGAGGCUUCUAGAGAGACUUCAGAAAGAGAGGCAGGAAGUGGAGAAGAGGAGAGCAGCCGAGUUAAAGCGUCAGCAGCAGGAGGAGGAGGCUGAGAGAGAGAGGGAGAGGAUCAAACUGCAGGGGAUGGAUGAAAGUGAGAGGAUAGAGUACUUACGCAGGAAGAAGGAGGAUGAGGAGGAGAAGAGGAGGAUAGCAGAGAAGAGGAGGAGAGAGGAGGAGGAAGCAGCACGGCAGGCUGAGGAGGAGGCAAGACUACUGGCUGAACUGUUUGAAAGGCAGAGAGCAGCACUGGAGCAACAACUCAACUUCAGCAGAAGUCUGUUUGUGGAGACUGAGGGUCUGGAGCAGACGCAGGACAUCUCUCGGCCCUGGGUUUUCUCUUACUUCAGUCUGAUGAAGCUGCUGGGAUUAGUGGAAGCUCCGGAGGAGCUGGUGGAAGAGGUGCUGUAGCUUCCUGUAUUUCCAGUGCUACCUAGCUUUAGCAAGAGUUAAAACCAAAAACAAAAACACAGAUUCUGUCCCUGCUGUAAGCUGUUUCGUGUUGGUAUUAGGUACUGAUCGAAAACUAUUUGUCAAGUUGUCAUAUUUACACUGAAUGUUUACAGCUGGACUAUUAGGAGCUGUGAAGCCGGAUACUCUGGUGUAAUUAUGUUUAGGUUGGAUUAAACAGUUGGCUGAAGAA
Astyanax mexicanus (Mexican tetra) is the source of this 4738-nucleotide messenger RNA. RefSeq lists its product as uncharacterized. Lineage: Eukaryota; Metazoa; Chordata; Actinopteri; Characiformes; Acestrorhamphidae. The coding region runs from base 163 to 4506 and encodes 1447 amino acids. The transcript has 24 exons. The record is from RefSeq and is a predicted model, not a curated record.